Penicillium odoratum is the source of this 2022-nucleotide messenger RNA. Its product is annotated as GTPase family protein. The record is from RefSeq and is a predicted model, not a curated record. The transcript has 5 exons. Bases 1 to 2022 code for a protein of 673 amino acids. Gene Ontology annotation, molecular function: GTP binding. NCBI's taxonomy places the organism in Eukaryota, Fungi, Ascomycota, Eurotiomycetes, Eurotiales, Aspergillaceae.
AUGGGACUUGUGCUUCCGGGAAACAUCCAGCGCUGGUCAUUUACAUACAAAAAUGGCAUAGUCACAGAGAUGUAUGACAUUCGCGUUUCUCAUGCGCAUGGAAAUCUCAUACGGCCACCAGAACAAGGCCAGAGUAAACUCAGCAAACGACAAUAUCGACCUCGAGGCAAGAAGAAGAGCAGCCAGAAGAAUGGAGAUCCCGGUGACCUACAGUACUGGAGUCAUACUGUUCAGAUAAAUCGAACGGGAAUUCAAGUUCAGGAGGGCCGACUUGGCUCUCGUCAGACCCGGGAACCCUUCACGGGAGACACAUGCAGGAAGCUCAUCGGUUAUUCUGAUCGGAAAGGCAAGUCAAGAGCUAUGUCACUUUAUCGUAGUACUAUCAUUCAUCCCUCGGUGUACAUGCUCUAUGACGUAUACCGUUCUCUUCAAGACCACACCAACUGGCUUGCUGGAUUUAGAGAUGACUUGUUCAUAUUCCACGAUAUAAGCAUGCCGAAAGAUAUCCUUGAUCCAUGGAUUUCAGAGCCAGAGAUCCCUGCUUUAGGUAAAUGCCGCAUUUUCGUUUGUGGCAAGACGGGUGCUGGCAAGUCCACGCUGCUGAAUGCCGUCUUCGGGGUGCCAUUGACCCCAUUGAGCGAUUCUAGACCGUGUGAAAUGCACCACGUAGAUGAGGCAUUCGAGUCAGAUCGCCAUCCAGGAAUUAUCAUUCAUGACUCGCGCGGCUUUCAGAAUGGCAAGGAGGAGGAACUCACAAUACUACAAACUUUUGUGCACAGCCGGGCUAUAGAACCAGAAGAGAAUGAUCGCCUUGAUGCAAUAUGGCUUUGCAUUCCAGCCACGUCGGACCGUCGAUUCCAGAAGGCGGAACUGGCAUUCCUUGAUACCGUUCACAAAUGGCAACCCAACACACCUGUCAUACUGGUCUGCACCAAGAAAGAUCGCUCGGUGUCUAUUAUGAAAGACGAAAUUUGUCGCCAAUAUCCGGGUUUGCAAGACGAGGAUGUUAAGCAGAGGGUCAAGGAACAAUUUCUUCAGCUGCAGGCAAGGUGCAAGGAACAGAUCGACCAUCUGAAUAUCAAUGCCACCCUCGUCUUCACAUCCAUAUAUGACACAGAAACCAUUAAAGCUCUAGUGAAAACAACCAUGGAGCAGGUGCAGGCUUUUCGUCCCAACGCAGCGAGCGGGUUCAUAGCUGCCCAGAUCAUUGAUCGAGAAUUGAAAAUCCCCCUGUCAGCCAAGUCGAUUGUCGAAAUAUUGUUCCAGGAUGCUAUAGGAUGGCAUCGCAUGUUGCGCGCAUUCUUACUAGGCGACGUGAUCGUCACCCCAAUCAUCUCUCAGGCUCUCUGUAAGGAAAUAAUCGGCUGCUUCGGGCUUACCAGUGUCUCUUCAAAAAGCAUGGCCACAGUUUUGUCGCGAGUGGUUCUUUCAAAUCUGGCGAAAUUUGUGGCCCAUAGCAUUGGAAAGGAUAUCUGGAAUCUGCUUGCGGUUGGCAGUCAGUUUUUGAUGUCUAUGGGGCCUCCAAUGAUGAAAUACUGGCCCGCUGCACGUAUGAUCAUCAAAUGUGGGUGCGAUCUCAUCAUCAUAGUUGAUGGGUCAAUAGGGCUGGCCGGAUCGCUUCCAGUAACGCUGGAACAUAUCGAUCAGAUGCAGACGGAAUACGCAGUUGGCUCCGAUUCCGACGAGCGACCGCGCUUUAGGAGAGCACAUGUUCAUUCCCAAAUCGAACGAAAAUUUCCGAAUGACAAGGCAUUUUACCGCACGCUGGACAAGGACACGGCCAGUGCUGAUAUCAUUGAAAUCAUCGAGGCUGACCGCAUGCAAGUAGAAGAAGGAUCACUAUUGGCAAACAAAAGAACCUCAAACGCAACAGCCAUGAAUGAAAAAUUGGCGCCAGAUUCUCUUCUCAGGUCUGAUUUCGAGGCCCUAAGCGAAGAGCUUGAGGGACCAGGCUGGGUGGAGGUAAUGAAAUCUGUUCGACGUUCCUCGACAGGAUUCAGUGGUUCAAUCACAUUAUCAUGA